Molecule: messenger RNA, 528 nt
Organism: Rhododendron vialii
Lineage: Eukaryota; Viridiplantae; Streptophyta; Magnoliopsida; Ericales; Ericaceae
Exons: 3
Coding region: 1-528 (175 amino acids)
Source: RefSeq, a predicted model, not a curated record
AUGACCUUCUUCUCCCACCGCCGUACAAGGGCAGUGAAACCCUUGGGGAAGGGAAAUGGAAUAGAAAAAGGAUUUCUUUUCUCAUUUCAGUCUUCACUUAGGGCUGAGUUCUGCCUUCUCCAGUUCUCCUUCUGGUCUCACGACUCUCACUGCCUCAGACCUCAGUCUCGAUCUCCCUCUCUGCCGACAGGCCCGACACCCACGGGCCACGGCCCACCCCACCCGGCCACCCCCACCCCACGCCAGUACGCCACCCAGCCCCACCCCACCCGGCCACCCCCACCCCCACCCCACACCACCCAGCCCCACCCCACUCUCUCCGACCGGCGACCAGAUCUCCGAUUCUCCGGCCAGUCCUCUCCUCUCCUGCUCUCCACAGUCCACUCCACCCGAUCUUGCAGCCGAUCGACACUCUGCCACUCUGGUACCGUUGUAACUGGUACCGUGGACCGUGAUCUCCAGAUUCUCCGAUCUCCACAGUCCACUCUCUUGUUCUCGUUCACAGCCGAUCGACGCCUAAAUCAGUAA